This is a messenger RNA of Nematolebias whitei (Rio pearlfish), 7707 nucleotides long. RefSeq names its product ATP-binding cassette, sub-family A (ABC1), member 1B (gene abca1b). The transcript has 48 exons. The record is from RefSeq and is a predicted model, not a curated record. Gene Ontology annotation, biological process: transmembrane transport; lipid transport. Gene Ontology annotation, molecular function: ATP binding; ABC-type transporter activity; lipid carrier activity. Gene Ontology annotation, cellular component: membrane; intracellular membrane-bounded organelle. Lineage: Eukaryota; Metazoa; Chordata; Actinopteri; Cyprinodontiformes; Rivulidae.
UGCAGGAAGGAGGACCUGCGAGUCCGGAACGAGCAGAGUCUGAAGUGGACCUGAGCCGGGACUCAGAGACCGGUUGUUGGUUCGGGUCUGUCUGAGCGGGUCAUCCUCUGAGACCAGGACCAGGAGGAGAAUCUCAGUGACAGAACCGAACUUUUCGGGGUUUACUGUAGAACCUGUUCGGGCGGAACCUGAGUGAGAGCGAGCAGCGGCCAUCAUUGCAGCACGGCGGCGGCUGCAGACAUGUCAGUCUUCACUCAGUUGGGUCUGCUGCUAUGGAAGAACUUCACCUACAGACGAAGACAGACGCUCCAGCUCCUGGUGGAAAUCAUCUGGCCGCUCUUCAUCUUCUUCAUCCUCAUCACCGUGCGGCUGAACUACCCUCCAUAUGAGCAACAUGAGUGUCAUUUUCCUAACAAGGCGAUGCCGUCAGCCGGAACGCUGCCCUGGGUUCAGGGAAUCCUCUGCAACGCCCACAACCCCUGCUUCAAGAACACCACACCGGGCGAGUCUCCGGGCAUCGUCGGGAACUUCAACGACUCCAUAAUUUCUCGCCUGUUUUCGGACGUGAAGAAGAUCCUCUUGUACAGUCAGAAUGAUAAGAACCUGGAGGGUUUCAAGGAGCUGGCCCGGGCCCUGGAGAUUUUGCAGAACAGCCGCUCAGGCUUCAAGUUGAAGCAUUUCCUGCGAGACAAUGAGACUCUGUCGAGCUUUCUGCUGAGGAACGCCUCUCUGCCCCAGCACACCGUUCAGCAGAUCACUGAGGCCACCAUCAACCUGGAGAAGGUACUCCUCAGAGGUUUGGGGGCCCACCUGAGGGACAUGUGUCCCAGGAACGGCGGGAGCCAGAAUUUGUCGGACUUUGUGACCAUCUCGGACCAGCGGGUGCUGUCUCUGGUGCAGGACAUCAUCUGUGAGGCGCAGCCCGAGUGGCUGAAUCACGCUGAGGAGAACUUUAUGAGCAACCUGGACUUCUUCAAACCAAUCCGGAGGGAGGUCCGGUCGGACCCGGUGGCGAUCCAGCAGGUCGCCAGAGCCACCAACAACCUUCUGGACAGUCUGGGUUCUCUGGCUGUGGAGUUGGCCGGGAUGAAGAGCUGGGUGGACCUGAGGAAUGAGAUCAUCUUCCUGACUCGGAACGCCACCUCAUCACCCAGCACCAUGUACCAAGCGGUCUCCAGGAUCGUGUGCGGUCACCCCGAAGGCGGCGGUCUGCAGAUCAAGUCUCUGAACUGGUACGAGGACAGCAACUACAAGGCCCUGUUCGGGAACCACAACAGCAGCGAGGACGAGGCCUCUUCGCUCUAUGACAACUCCUCCACUCCCUUCUGUAACAACCUGGUGAAGAACAUGGACUCAAACCCGAUGUCCCGGAUGAUCUGGCAGGCUCUGAAACCUCUGUUGCUGGGGAAGAUCCUGUACACCCCCCACACCCCUGCCACACAGCGGAUCAUCCACGAGGUGAACCGCACCUUUCAGGAGCUCGGUGUGUUCAGGGACCUGGGUGGCAUAUGGGAGGAGAUGAGACCCAAGGUCUGGGACUUCAUGGAAAACAGCCAGCAGAUGGACCUGAUCAGGAUGCUGCUGAAGAACAACAUCACUGCCAGAUUCUUCCAUGCUCAGCUCGCCACCACUGAUUGGACGGUGGCCGAUGUGACAAAGUUCCUGUCCAAGCUUCCGUCAGAGAAGCUCGACGGCGCCCUCACCUGGAGGGAGGUGUUUAACGAGACCGACCAGGCCAUCAUGAGCAUCUCUCGCUUCAUGGAGUGUGUGAACCUGGACAAGCUGGAGCCGGUCUCCACCGAGGAGCGGCUCGUUAACCAGUCCAUGCUGUUGCUGGAGGACAGGAAGUUCUGGGCGGGGAUCGUGUUCCCUGAGAUCGCUCCAAACACCACCGCACUCCCGGCGAAACUCAAUUACAAGAUCCGGAUGGACAUCGACAACGUGGAGCGGACCAACAAGAUCAAAGACGCGUACUGGGACCCAGGUCCUCGUGCCGACCCAUUUGAGGACAUGCGGUACAUCUGGGGCGGGUUCUUGUAUCUGCAAGAUGUGAUCGAGCAGGGCAUCAUCAGAGCGCUGACAGGCACCAGAGAGAAAACCGGAGUGUACAUCCAGCAAAUGCCAUACCCCUGCUACGUGGACGACAUCUUCCUGCGGGUGAUGAGCCGCUCCAUGCCGCUCUUCAUGACGCUGGCCUGGAUGUAUUCGGUGUCCAUCAUCCUUAAGAGCGUGGUGUAUGAGAAGGAGGCCCGGCUGAAGGAGACCAUGAGGAUUAUGGGUCUGGAUAACGGUAUCCUGUGGUUCAGCUGGUUCAUUAGCAGCCUGGUUCCUCUGCUGAUCAGCGCUGGACUGCUGGUGCUGGUGCUCAAGAAGGGGAACCUGCUGCCUUAUAGUGACCCAGGCAUCAUCUUCCUCUUCCUGGGAUCUUACGCCGUGGUCACCAUCAUGCAGUGUUUCCUCAUAAGCACGUUGUUUUCUCGUGCUAACCUGGCUGCCGCCUGCGGAGGAAUCAUCUACUUCACCCUCUACCUGCCAUACGUCCUCUGCGUGGCCUGGCAGGACUACAUCGGCUACGGAGCCAAAGUCUUCGCUAGCCUGCUGUCCCCUGUGGCGUUCGGGUUUGGCUGCGAGUACUUUGCACUGUUUGAGGAGCAGGGAGUUGGUAUCCAGUGGGAGAACCUGGUGUCAAGUCCCCUUCAGGAGGACGAAUUCAGCCUUCGUACCACCAUCAUCGUCAUGUACUUUGACUCCUUCCUGUACGGAGUCCUCACCUGGUACAUCGAAGCUGUGUUUCCAGGUCAGUAUGGGAUCCCUCGACCAUGGUACUUUCCCUUCACCAAGUCCUACUGGUUUGGAGAGGAUGGGAAGUCCAAUAAAGUCCCUCUGAACCGGAAAGGAAACGCUUCAGGUGAGAAUGGACCGCAGAGUGGAGCCCCAACUCAUCACACAUUAACAUUUCAAGAACAUCUGCAACCAUCAAACCAAGAAGACAAAACCAAACACAUCGUGAAGUUUUUACUUUGAAAGUUAAAGUGUCUGCACCUGUUCCCAGCUGUGUGUGUGGAGGAGGAGCCAAGUCACCUGGAGCCAGGAGUCUACAUCGAGAACCUGGUGAAGGUCUACCGUCACGGUAAAAAGCUGGCAGUGGACGGACUAACGCUGGGAUUCUAUGAGGGACAAAUCACGUCUUUCCUGGGACACAACGGAGCCGGGAAAACCACCACAAUGUCCAUCUUGACUGGCCUGUUCCCACCCACCUCCGGCACCGCCUACAUCCUGGGUAAAGACAUCCGGUCAGAGCUGAGCAUUAUCAGACAGAGUCUUGGUGUCUGUCCACAGCACAACGUCCUCUUCAGCAUGUUGACUGUAGAGGAGCACAUUUGGUUCUACGCUCGGCUUAAAGGCCUGUCAGAGGAGCAGGUCAAAGGUGAGAUCGAGCACAUUCUGCAGGACACAGGGCUGCCGCACAAACGCAAGUCCAGGACCAGCACUCUCUCAGGGGGCAUGCAGAGGAAGCUGUCUGUGGCUCUAGCCUUUGUUGGGGGGUCGAAGGUGGUGAUCCUGGAUGAGCCCACAGCCGGUGUCGACCCCUAUGCUCGUAGAGGGAUCUGGGACCUGCUGCUGAAGUACAGACAGGGUCGGACCAUUAUCCUGUCAACGCACCACAUGGACGAGGCGGACAUCCUGGGCGACCGCAUCGCUAUCAUCUCCCACGGAAAGCUGUGCUGCGUAGGUUCAUCUCUGUACCUGAAGAACCAGCUCGGGACGGGAUACUACCUGACACUGGUGAAAAAGGACCCAGAGACAUCGCUAAGCUCCUGCAGGAACUCGUCCAGCACCGUGUCCUUCAGCAAGAAGGAUGAGGAGAGCGCCUCGGUCAGCAGUAGUGACGCAGGACUCGGCAGCGAACAUGAAAGUGAGGCAGCCACCAUCGAGAACGGCCCCGCAGCGUCCAUCUGCACCAACCCCUUUGUCCCGCCCGACGCGUCCAUGGUGUCGGCUCUGAUCUUGCGGCACGUUCCGGCCGCUCGUCUGGUGGAGGACCUGGGGCACGAGCUCACCUACAUUCUCCCGUACAGCGCUGCUAAAGACGGAGCCUUCGUGGAGCUCUUCAAAGACCUGGACCUAAAGCUGCAUGACCUCGGCAUCUCCAGCUACGGAGUGUCUGACACCACACUGGAGGAGAUUUUCUUAAAAGUGGCUGAAGAUAACGGAGUUGACACUGAAGUCCCCUCAGAUGGGACACUUCCUGUUCGGAGGCGGAGAAGGACUCACGCCUUCGGGGGUGGAGACCACCAGAGCUGCCUAAGACCGAUACGGGAGGACGACGACAACGAGUGCAACGACUCGGAUGGAGAUGCCGACUGCAGGGAAACAGACUGGUUGAGCUGCACCGAUGGUAAAGGCUCUUAUCAGGUGAAUGGGUGGAGCCUGAAGAGGCAGCAGUUCGUGGCACUGAUGUGGAAACGCUUCCUGUACGCUCGGCGCUCCAGAAAGGGCUUCUUUGCUCAGAUUGUUCUUCCGGCCGUGUUCGUCUGCAUCGCCCUCGUCUUCAGUCUCAUCGUGCCGCCGUUUGGAAAGUAUCCGAGUCUGGAGCUGCAGCCGUGGAUGUACGAGGACCAGGUCACCUUUAUCAGCGAUGACGCUCCUGGAGACACCAACAUGCAGAAGUUACUAAAUGCUCUGAUGGACCCUCCUGGUUUCGGCACUCGCUGCAUGGACGGAUAUUCCAUCCCAGAGGCCCCUUGUACGAUGGGCGAUGAAGACUGGCACACCCCUGAUGUCCCAGAGAGCAUCCAGCAGCUGUUCAGCUCCAGAAACUGGACCAUGGCGAACCCGUCCCCAGACUGUUCCUGCACCACCAACGGCAGGAAGAGGAUGCUGCCAGAAUGUCCCGAUGGAGCCGGAGGUCUCCCCCCACCUGAGAUUAAACUGAGCGCCACCGACACGCUGCAGAACCUGACAGGAAGGAACAUCUCAGACUACCUGGUGAAGACGUACACUCAGAUCAUCGGAAAGAGCCUGAAGAACAAAGUCUGGGUGAAUGAGUUCAGGUAUGGAGGCUUCUCAUUGGGCGCCAGGAGCAUGCAGGUCCUCCCACCGGCCAAUGAGAUUGAUGAUGCCAUCGAGAGAGUCAGAAAGAUCUUUGAGCUUCAGAAGGGAGCAGCUGCAGAUCGAUUCCUGGACAAUCUGUCUGGCUUCAUCAAUGGCCUCGACACCAAAAACAAUGUAAAGAUCUGGUUUAACAACAAAGGCUGGCACAGCGUUGCAGCGUUUAUCAACGUGAUGAGUAAUGGCAUCCUAAGAGCAAACCUGCCGCCAGGUAAAGAGGCCAGCAGGUACGGCAUCAACGCCUUCAACCACCCACUGAACCUGACCAAAGAGCAGCUGUCCCAGGUCGCCCUGGUAACAACCUCUGUGGACGUCUUGGUAUCCAUCUGUGUCAUCUUUGCCAUGUCCUUCGUCCCUGCAAGCUUCGUGGUCUUCCUCAUCCAGGAGCGCGUCAGUAAAGCCAAACACAUGCAGUUCAUCAGCGGCGUCCAUCCGCUGCUCUACUGGCUGGCCAACUUCAUGUGGGACAUGUUAAACUACUUUGUCCCAGCAAUACUCGUCAUCCUCAUCUUCAUCUGCUUCCAACAAAAAGCCUAUGUAUCGUCCAGCAACCUUCCAGUGCUCGCUCUGCUGCUGCUGCUCUAUGGAUGGUCCAUCACGCCGCUCAUGUACCCCGCCUCCUUCUUCUUUAAGGUCCCCAGCACGGCGUACGUCGUUCUCACCAGCAUCAACAUCCUCAUCGGCAUCAACGGCAGCAUCUCCACUUUCGUCAUGGAGCUGUUCGGAGACCACGAAAUCGGCGGCAUUAACGACAUCUUGAAGAACGUCCUCCUCAUCUUCCCUCACUUCUGUCUCGGUCGAGGUCUUAUUGAUAUGGUGAAGAACCAGGCGAUGGCCGACGCCCUCGAGAGAUUUGGUGAGAACAGGUUCCGCUCUCCGCUGGAGUGGGACAUGGUGGGAAGGAACCUGCUCGCCAUGGCUGUAGAGGGUGUGGUGUUCUUCAUCAUCACUAUUCUCAUCCAGUACCGCUUCUGCAUCAAGCCCAAGCCAGUCAGUAAACUCACAAAACUGGGAGUGCUGGGAGAAGAAGAUGAGGAUGUGGCUCGAGAGAGACAUCGGAUUGUCCAGGGCCUCGGCCAGGGAGACAUCCUGGAGCUCCGGCAGCUCACAAAGGUGUUUAAAAGGAAGCAGAAGCCGGCUGUGGAUCGACUGUGUGUUGGGAUUCCACCUGGAGAGUGUUUCGGUCUGCUCGGAGUGAACGGAGCCGGGAAAACAACCACGUUCAAGAUGCUGACAGGAGACACCAUGGUGACCAGCGGUGAGGCCUUCUUGGCUGGGAAGAGCAUCCUCAGGGAGAUUGACGAGGUCCAUCAGAACAUGGGCUACUGUCCUCAGUUUGAUGCCAUCAACGAUCUGCUGACAGGAAGAGAACACCUAGAGCUGUACGCCAUCCUCAGAGGCGUCCCCGAGAAGGAAGUCUGUGACGUGGCAGAGUGGGGCAUCAGGAAGUUGAGUCUGCUGAAGUAUUCAGAUAAACGGGCUGGAAGUUACAGCGGAGGAAACCUGAGGAAGCUGUCUACGGCCAUCGCUCUGAUCGGAGCGCCACCAGUCGUUUUCCUGGACGAACCCACCACUGGCAUGGACCCCAAGGCCCGCCGAGCCCUCUGGAACUGCAUCCACAGCAUCAUCAAGGAGGGACGUUCUGUCGUCCUCACCUCCCACAGUAUGGAGGAGUGUGAAGCUCUGUGCACCAGGAUGGCAAUCAUGGUGAACGGCAGGUUCAGAUGUCUUGGCAGUGUCCAACACCUGAAGAACAGGUUUGGUGAUGGGUACACCAUCAUUCUGCGGGUGGCGGGACCCGACCCGGACCUCCUUCCCGUCAUGAAGUUCAUAGAGAGCGAGCUGAGCGGCAGCACGCUGAAGGAGAAGCACCGCAACAUGCUGCAGUACCAGCUGCCGUCGUCGCUCACAUCGCUCGCCCACAUCUUCUCCAUCCUCGCCAAGAACAAGGACACGCUCAGGAUCGAGGACUACUCCGUCACUCAGACCACGCUGGAUCAGGUGUUUGUGAACUUUGCGAAGGACCAAAGUGACGACUACGUGUCCAAAGAUGCAUCAGUGAGGCGGAAAGAUGUCACCAUCAACAUUUCAGCGUUAGGCUCCACCCACGGAGCCACCGAGGGAGGGGGUGGACAGCAGGAGAGCGUCAUGUGACCAUGACUCAUGUCAAGUGACGUUAGAAGGCGGAGUAUCAUCAGCCUGGACUCGACCUGCAGCGUAGAGGACGCCUCCUCCUCGCCUGCUGUGAUGUCGCACUGAUUUGAACAUGGCGGUAGGCGGAGCCACCAGCCACCCGAUGCCAGUCAAUGCAAAUGAUGUGCUGUGGAGGCGACGAGCGGCUCGGAGUUAAAAACUUGAACAACGAUGAAGAAUCCGAAUCAUUUCAAACGGCCGAGGGCUCGACUGCAAAAUCAGUUUUUAUCAAACUUUGAUUCUGUUUUUAUUCUCAGACUUUUAUUUAUUUUUGUAGCUGGAACAGAAACACGUAAUCUGUUUUACUUUGGCGGUGUCCACACCGUUUCCUGUAGUGUUAACAGCCAAUCAGAGCGCUCGAUACAAAGAAAAUUAUCUUAUUGGGUUUUUUUAACGACAGAG